UUUGUUGCUAUUGUACUAGUUGUUUCCUGCUGCUUCUGCAUUUGCAAAAAGUGGAUAUUCAAGAAGAAGAACAAGAAAAAGGGCAAAGACAAGGGCAAGAAUGCCAUCAACAUGAAGGACGUAACUGACGGUAUCAAAACCGAGGUAAAAACUUUUUUUUUUUUACUGCUGUUAGAUUGGCCUUGUUCUUUAGUCUUUAGAAGUUGCAUGAAAUAUUUAUUUACUCAAGUAUUAUUGUAUUAAUGCACGAUGCCAAUUAAGUAUGUCCAUAAGACAACCCUAGAUGAAGUCAUCUGUUGAUGAUGUUGUUUCACGGCUGACUUUAAUUGCAGGACUGCAAGCCUGGGCAUGUUAACGGUUCAUUAAAGUAUUGAGUUUUUCAGUUUUUCUUGCAUUUAGCUUAAUUCACUUUGUAGUGCUGCAUAUGGUUAACUGUGCUAUGAAGUGGUAUCAACCCAGAGAAAUGACAGUAGAUAAUGAAAACAAUAGGAGAAAGAACAUUAAUGCGGCUCGCUUUUUCCCCACACACCCACAAAUUAUAUGGAACAAUGGCACUUUAACCCUAGUUAGCAUGCUAAUUGUGUUAACAUGCUCGCAAUAGUACACUUCUAACAGAAUAAUUGACAAAGUCAGCUUAAUUCACGGUGUAAGGACACUGGCUUUGAGACCAUGCCAAGACCACUCAGAUCCCAAAUUAGAGACAUUGAUUUUCGAGCACAAAGCACAGUAGAGAAGAACAGACACAGACAAUUAGCAUCAUUCUUUAAAAAAAAAACUGUGUGCAUUCGUAGAAUGUCACAGUUUAUCACCAUCAAAGCAAAUCCGAACGGAUAGACAAUAGCUACAAUAUAAUGUUUACCCACCAGCAUUGUGAAUUAGUACUUUUAAAUUUAAAAAUAAGAAAUGUCUACAGCCAUUGAAAUCCAUAUGAUCAAUAUUUUGCAACACAACUCUUCUGAAUAAAACAAACCAGACUGAGUUGUUUAACUACUCUCCCAACUGGACGAAUCUGGUUAGGCUGGCCUUAUUUAAAGUUUUAAAGACCAUCUUGGCCAGGUUAGGAGACCAGCAAAACCACCUUAAGCUAACAUAACAACUUAGGCUAAUUUAACCUGAUGUUAAAGCAGGGAAACACCCAUAUAUAUAUAUAUCGUAAUACCUGUGCUAAUUGGCUAAAUAUGAGAGAUUAAUGAAUCAUCACUCUUAUUUAGCAAAUUAACACAGACAUUAAUAACGAUACACAACAAUCAGAGCCAUAUGCCAUAGUAAAAUGUCCUGCACAACAUACAUCUUUGUUUUAUUGUCAGCAGAAGGAGCUUUGAGCUACUCAGCAGUCAUUUCUCCUGGUGUGCCCAAACUCAUGUGGUCGCCUUUGUGUGUGGUUGUUUUAAUUUGUGUCUCUUCCUUCCAUGUCCUCCUUAUCUAUGUUUUGUCUGAUGACUUUGCGGGAUUGCCACUGGCGGCCUUGAAGGAUGAGGAUGAUGCGGAAACAGGGCUGACGGAUACAGAGAAAGAGGUGGAGCCUAAGGAAGAAGAGAAACUUGGCAAAUUACAGUACUCCUUGGAUUACAAUUUCACAGAGAAUACGCUCAUAGUGGGGAUCAUCCAAGCAGCAGAACUGCCCGCUAUGGAUAUGGGUGGUACCUCUGAUCCCUAUGUGAAGGUCUACCUUCUUCCAGACAAGAAGAAGAAAUUUGAGACCAAGGUCCACCGGAAGACACUGAAUCCCGUUUUCAAUGAGCAAUUCACCUUUAAGGUUCCCUACAUUGAGCUUGGAGGGAAAACUCUGGUGAUGACGGUGUAUGACUUUGACCGCUUCUCCAAACACGAUGCUAUUGGAGAUGUAAAGGUGCCCAUGAAUAAGGUCGACUUUAGUCAUGUGACUGAGGAGUGGAGGGACCUCCAGAGCGCUGAGAAAGAAGAGCAAGAGAAGCUGGGUGACAUCUGUUUCUCUCUGCGGUAUGUGCCCACUGCUGGCAAACUGACCGUGGUCGUUCUGGAGGCCAAGAACCUGAAGAAGAUGGAUGUUGGUGGCCUGUCAGAUCCCUACGUCAAGAUUCACCUGAUGCAGAACGGCAAGCGGCUGAAGAAGAAGAAGACGACAAUCAAAAAGAACACCCUCAACCCUUACUACAACGAGUCUUUCAGUUUCGAAGUGCCAUUCGAACAAAUCCAGAAAGUUCAAGUUGUUAUAACUGUUCUGGACUAUGACAAGAUUGGCAAGAACGAUGCCAUCGGCAAAGUGUUUGUGGGCUUGAACAGCUCAGGCACCGAGCUCCGUCACUGGUCAGAUAUGCUGGCCAACCCGAGGAGACCCAUCGCUCAGUGGCACGUGCUCAAGCCGGAGGAGGAAGUGGAUGCCCAGCUGGCAGCUCAGAAAAAGUAGAGCAGUCCUAGCCCAGUUCCCCACCCCACAUCCCACAAACCUGCCCGUGUAGUGCUCUUUACCCAGUGCGUGUAAAUACCUCAGUGAUAAAAGGAUUCAUGCACCCUCACUCCUAAUUUCAUGUCUAAGAGAACCGCCUUCUCUGACCACCCCCUUGAGAUGUUGUGUUGUUACAUCAGUUUCGACCCCUCGCCCCCUUCCUUCCCUCCUUCCGUCGAUAAACUUUCUCUGUCCUUUGUUGUUUCAUCCCCAUCCAUGACCUUAAAAGUCCCGACCAAAUGCCCCCUUCUUUUAAGCAAUAUGAUCUGUAUAGAUAGCGCAUGACUGGAGGAAUUUAUUCUACCACAGGUGUAUAUAUCAGUAUGCAGACGAAAAUGAUUUCUAGUUUAUGUGUUUGUAUGUUGUUACCCGUUUCCUAAUCUGUGUAUAUCUUGAUGUUUUUAAUAAGAUGUUCUAUUUUAAAUUAUGUAAAUGCUGACAUAGAAGAGCCAAUAUUAUAUAUAACAGGAUUUAAGAAUUUUACCUUAUUGCAUUCCACUAAAAUAUACGAUAUAUCUCUAUAUAAAUAUUUAAAGAAUUCCAACCUGCAAGACGCUAGUGGAGGUACACUCACUUCGUAAAGGACGGUUUGCGCUUCAUUUUUAUUAAAAAAAUAAAAAGCAUACAGAUGUACCGUACACGAUAGACACAAAUACACACUGAACACGAAGGCCAUUAACUAAUAUGGUUUCAUGGUAUAAAUGUAAUAUGCUGCUGACAAUUAUACAAGCACAUGAUUUCGUAAGAACUUUUUGUACUAAUUUAUCAAACUGAGGACCUGUACGCUUCGCUUAAACCACUUUAAUCGAAGGAAUUCUUCUUACUUGACGAAAACUAAUCAGCCUUUUAUUUUUUCUCCUACGGUGAUGCUGUUAACUUUUAGUAAAAUGGGUCCCCGGUUUGCUUCUUUCUUGUUUUCUGUCCUUCGAUUCCCGAAUUUUCCCGAAUCCGAUCUGGCGCCUUUGCGAAACCAUAAAUUGACAAGCUGUAGCCAUCGUGUCCUUGAUGCUUGAAUUUGUGAAACGCUUCCUUUUCUCGUCGUUGGACUCGUUUCGUUGAGGAAUUUAUGGUUCAGCCUCCAAAAAAAAUGAAACCAGGAGUUUUAACUCUAGCUUUAAGACAACUAUUUUUUAGAUUAAGUCAACGUCUGAAUAUUUUUGGUAACUGCAUGAUUUUUUUUACGAUCUUUGCUAAAGGCUGGGUAACGGGGGGAUUUAUUUACACCGGGGCGUCUUUCAAGAGACUCCCUUGCCUUCAAUCAAAAGUAAUCAAACGUUGCGGGACGGAAACUUUUAAAGCGCUCGGUCCCGACGAGUCGAUGGUGAUGAGGAGGAAGAGGAGGAGGAGAGGCAAGCUUUUAAACACUGCCAUUGUUUUCAGGGAGGUACAAGGAGUACGUGACUCCUCCCUCCACGCACACUUCACUCAGAUAGUGGUUGUAGCUUAGGUUCAUCGGGGAACAAUGUAUUUUGUCCGCGACGGUGCCCUAAACAGCAGUUUUUGCUUUCUGUUGCCUUUUCACAGUGACAAUAGAGUUAGCCAUGCUUAACUGCCAAUCCCUUCCCCUGUGGCUACUGUUUUGCACUGUACAGUCUAGGAACGGACAGUUGCUUGUCGAAAAAAGUCAGUUCGUUCAAUAGCGCAAGAAAGCGAACUGGCCCCCGACCGGUUUGAACGCCACGAGCAUUAGCGAAUCUUUAACAAUAACCGUAAAAGUUAAUGGUCUGUACAGGUAAUAACAUUCUAAUGUCCUUUACUACGGGUCUAACAAGAGGGCGAGCAGACGUUUAGUCCAUUAAAACCAUGAGUUAUCUUGGAGGAACCUCUCGCGUACACUAGAUGCUAGCUUCAGGAGGAGUUUCUAAAUGUUUUCAAUGUUACUGUGUAGGUGAUAGCACUGUUACUUAAAAAUAAAAGGAGAAAAAAAAGCUAUUCGUCAUUCCAUAGGAGUCUCUUGGGACUGAGUUGUGUAUCACUGUGACUGCGGUGUGUGCUUAGCGUUGUAGUUUUCAGUAGGUAGCGGCCAUCUUGUACUAUAGUGACGUUGUGCUGCCAUCCCCCUAUCAUACCACACGAGAGUACGAAAGAGAGAGCGACGGUUUCCGAAAAGCGUCACUGAGCGUGCGCACUCGCGAGUCAAUUCACACAGCUUUUGUUGAGCACUGUGCAAUACUUGUACGUUCAUUCCCUAGUGUUUAAACGGGCGGCAUCUCUCAAUAGGAGCAAAAAAAAAAAAGAGAGCGAGAGAAAAAACGCAACCCUAUACAGCGAGACGAUGUAUCCAUCGACAGUAGUCUGGUUAGGUCACAGCACACGUGUAGUUUGGAGCUCAAUAUCUGUAAACUUGUUAAAGAUUCCUCCGUUUUUCCCAUUGCGUUUUCCUGCACAAAGAUUUAACCAUCUAAAAAUUUGGGUAUAUAUAUAUAUAUAUAUAUAUAUAUAUAUAUAUAUAUAUAUAUAUAUAUAUAUAUAUAUAUAUAUAUGAAAACCCUUCCUUUUCAGAAUAGGUGUAUAUAUAUUUUUAUAUCUGUCCUGAUAUAAUUUCCUCAUUAUUGGGAUCGUCUGGAUAUAAGAGAAUUGUAUCAGUCUUGUUAUGGAAAUUAUCUGUUGUACUACUAAUAUGAUUGGCUGUACCAUUUUGUUAUCGCUGUUAUGAUCACAUUCAUGACUAUGACCUGGUUAUCGUUUCUUUAGUGCCCUAUUGAAGACCAUUUUAUAUUUAUUAUGGAACUCAGAAUGUACAGUGAGGACUGUGUGUUUUGUUUCUAUCUUUUUAUUGUGGGACCAAGUAUAGUUGGCCCUUUCAUUUCUAUGUUGCAAUAAAUAUUGAUUCAUGUGUUGUAUUCAUAGCCGAAUAUGAUUCCUUAUCCUGUCGAAGAAAACUAACCUAGAGAAAAAUGCCAAAUUGUGUAAUAGCAACUAUAGGUACAAUUAUUACUCCUACUUUACCUGACUUAUGUACUCUCAUUUAUGUAAGUAUUUAUGAUAUCUUAAUACAAGAGGCUUGUUUAUAAAACAAGGAUAAAAAUGCAGUUUUAGAGUCACAAACUGACACAAUUGUUUCGUACGGCAAAACUAUCAGGUAGAAGACAGCAUUGCUCGUUGCACCUCAGAGGUUUGUAAAGUAGUCUGAAAAGCCAUUUCUAGGCCUGCAAAGCAACGCUAUCUUUUACUGAAGCCUACCAAAGCAUGCAAACAGCUCCGACAACCACACCCGACAACUUGAAAAAGAAAAAACAACAAGCCCGAUCGCUCAGCACAGUAUACGCAUACAACCUUCCGAUACUCUACGACGACGAAAAGCCACCAUUCAAGAAAAAGCUGUGUAAAGAAUUAGAAUCUGAUGCUGUAGGGAGAUCCUAGUUGCCUUUGUGUAUAUCAACUGCCUGCUUGAGUAUUUUUGUGUGUGGAAAUUUUCUCUGUAAUCUUGUAGAACUGUUCGGGGUGUUUUUCCUGCCAUACUGCUCGCCCCAGCGGCGAGCCGACAGUUAUAUUGCUGUGUAUACCUUCAUUUUUGAUGAGGUGUUUUACAAUUUGGUUUCACUUUGUGUAGUGAUUCACUCUGUGGAGUUUCUGACUGUUGUUAUAUAACUUCAUAUACACAAAUGGUCAAUAAAAAUGUUUUAUUUCCUGUUCAUACAGAA
Molecule: messenger RNA, 6069 nt
Organism: Carassius gibelio (silver crucian carp)
Lineage: Eukaryota; Metazoa; Chordata; Actinopteri; Cypriniformes; Cyprinidae
Product: synaptotagmin-1-like
Exons: 7
Coding region: 1271-2386 (371 amino acids)
Biological process (GO): regulation of calcium ion-dependent exocytosis; regulation of dopamine secretion; calcium ion-regulated exocytosis of neurotransmitter
Cellular component (GO): synaptic vesicle membrane; axon; dense core granule
Molecular function (GO): phosphatidylserine binding; calcium-dependent phospholipid binding; calcium ion binding
Source: RefSeq, a predicted model, not a curated record